Vicia faba (fava bean) is the source of this 387-nucleotide messenger RNA. The record is from the annotation of a GenBank genome assembly. Lineage: Eukaryota; Viridiplantae; Streptophyta; Magnoliopsida; Fabales; Fabaceae.
AUGUUGGGAGCUACUAAAAAGUCUAUUAUUGGUGUUAAUGAUAUUGUGUUGAAGAAGAAAAACAGAAGAAGGGAUUUGUAUUUUGGAGAGAAAGUGCAAAAGGGGGAUGAUUAUAAGAAGAAGGGAAUGAAUGUGAAUUUUAUGACUAAUGUGUUUAAUUCUUUGGAUUUGAUGAGAUGGCUUGGAAAUCAACCCCUAUCGGAGGCCUACUCGGAGCUUUAUGAAACAGCGGUGCAACCGUUUAUGACAGUGGACGAAGAAUGGAAUUGGAACUUAGAAAUGGUGGCGGAAAACACUGCUGCAGAAGCAGGCGGCCUAUUGUCUGAACUAGGCAGCCUCUUAGCAAGGAGGGGCGGACAAAUUCUGUUGGGACAGAAUCGCGGAUAA